AUGACGGCCGGAUACAUAGCGCAUCAAGCUGUAGCCCAACCACUUGGGUCUAAACCGGUCAAGAUCUGGCUCAACUCGGAUUCAGCUCUGCGAGAUGCUGUGAUAUUUCAAGAAGGGGCUCAGGCGGAGGCCCGAGACGGUUUGCGCGGCAUUGGCGAGAACAGCAACCAAGAAGCAGAGGAUAUAAAGAAGGCAGAGCGACUUGAUUUGGACCUUCCAGCUCCGGCUUGGUGGUGGCAGGGACAUAUUCAGAUCUGCUGCGUCGCUUGUGGUAAUGCUUCAGAUCCAUGCUUGGUGGUAACUGGUAUUCGACUUGUUGAGUCCCAAGAAGGCGAUCGAGAUUGGGCUCAACGUGACUUGGAGAGGUUUGACGCCGACGAGGCCGUGGGGCAGCGCAGGAGUUAUGGUGGCAGACUGAGAUUGGCGAUAGGGCCACGAAGUCAAACCAACGGUGCUGUCGCCGUAAAGAUGUGGUAG
Messenger RNA from Hyaloscypha bicolor E, 477 nucleotides. RefSeq lists its product as uncharacterized. Bases 1 to 477 code for a protein of 158 amino acids. The transcript is spliced from 2 exons. NCBI's taxonomy places the organism in Eukaryota, Fungi, Ascomycota, Leotiomycetes, Helotiales, Hyaloscyphaceae. The record is from RefSeq and is a predicted model, not a curated record.